Penicillium bovifimosum is the source of this 720-nucleotide messenger RNA. RefSeq lists its product as uncharacterized. The transcript is spliced from 4 exons. Bases 1 to 720 code for a protein of 239 amino acids. Gene Ontology annotation, molecular function: hydrolase activity. NCBI's taxonomy places the organism in Eukaryota, Fungi, Ascomycota, Eurotiomycetes, Eurotiales, Aspergillaceae. The record is from RefSeq and is a predicted model, not a curated record.
AUGACAUCCAACGCACCCGCUGCCUGCUGUACCAUUGGUGUUAAGCAUGAAGGCGAAGCCAAGGGCCGAUUCCAGCAAAUCGCUGAUGUCGAGGUCUAUAUUUCGAGCCCCCAGCGUGCAACUAAGCGUGCCAUCCUAUUGCUAACAGAUGUCAUCGGCCAUCGAUUCAUCAAUGCGCAACUCAUUGCGGACCAGCUGGCGGCAAAUGGCUAUCUGGUUGUCAUGCCCGACCUGUUCCACGGCGAUCCUGUGCUGCUCAAUCGCCCCGCCAGCUUCGACCUGAUGAGCUGGCUGAAAGGUCCUCCGGGUCAUCUCCCCAGCCGUGUGGAACCUGUCGUCCACGCAGUACUGAAGGAAAUGAAGUCCAACAUGGGUUGCGAGCGGGUCGGUGCUGCGAAAUACGCCGUUCGACUGCUCCAGCCAGGUCUCUGCGAUGUUGCCUACGUGGCGCACCCGAGUUUCGUCGAUGCAGAGGAAUUGGCAGCAAUUAAAGGCCCCUUGUCCAUUGCGGCAGCCGAAACCGACUCAAUCUUCCCGGCUUCAAAGCGUCAUGAAUCCGAGGAUAUUCUCAUCAAAGUCGGCCAGCCAUAUCAAAUCAACCUGUUUGGUGGGGUUGAGCAUGGCUUUGCCGUUCGCGCAGACAUCACCAAGCCAACGAUCCGAUUUGCCAAAGAGUCUGCGUUUCUGCAGGCAGUCGCUUGGUUUGGGCAAUACCUCUAA